This is a messenger RNA of Anopheles marshallii, 1383 nucleotides long. RefSeq names its product origin recognition complex subunit 4 (gene Orc4). The record is from RefSeq and is a predicted model, not a curated record. The transcript is spliced from 2 exons. Gene Ontology annotation, cellular component: nucleus; nuclear origin of replication recognition complex. Gene Ontology annotation, biological process: DNA replication; DNA replication initiation. NCBI's taxonomy places the organism in Eukaryota, Metazoa, Arthropoda, Insecta, Diptera, Culicidae. The coding region runs from base 1 to 1383 and encodes 460 amino acids. Gene Ontology annotation, molecular function: ATP hydrolysis activity; ATP binding; DNA replication origin binding.
AUGCCGGACACUAAAAACGAUGUGGAAAACACGCGUAAAUUUCUCAAAUCACGCUUGCUCACUGAUCGGGCAUCGUUUCAUGGUUAUGAAGACGAAAGGCAACACAUUCACGAUCUGCUAGAGCGCACCGCGGAACAUGGUGAAUCGAAUAGUGCGUUACUGUUGGGCCCGAGAGGAAUUGGAAAGACCACUCUCGUAACAUCCGUAUUGGCCGAACUGUAUGUCAAAGAAUCGUUCCACCGCAAUAGCCUGAUCGUGUACCUGAACGGAUCGAUUCAUAUUGACGACCGGCAAGCUCUGAUAUCGGCAACCGCACAGAUGAAUCUCGAAAAUGCCGUUGACGGAAAGGUGUUUGGAUCGUUUGCAGAAAAUCUAGCCUUUUUGCUCGAGUGUCUCAAAGCGGGCGAUCGGAAGAAAUCGAAAAGCGUCAUCUUUCUGUUGGAGGAAUUUGAUCUGUUCUGUUCGCACCACAACCAAACGCUGUUGUACAAUUUAUUCGACGUUGCACAGUCCGCCCAGGCACCGAUCUGUGUGCUUGGCAUUACAGCGAGGUUGGACGUGAUCGAACUGCUGGAAAAGCGCGUGAAAUCGCGUUUUUCUCAUCGGCAAAUAUUUCUCCUCCCGAAUGAAGAUGAUUUCGAUGGACGCUUGGAACUGUUUGAAAGUCUGCUAAAGCUUCCCACCGAACAGGAGUUGCGCAAGUUGGAUUCCACACAUCCUUCCAUUUCCGAUUCCGAAGUAUUCAACAAUGAAGAAUUCACACUGCUGCGCAAUCUGUUCAAUCCAAAACAGUUCAGCAUCGGAUCGAAAUGGGUAACGCAGUGGAAUCGGCAUAUCGAUAAGCUUGUGAAAAAUGAUGCUGUACAAACGGUACUGCGACGGAUAUACGAUUACGAUGUACUGGAAGGGCCGUUCCGCAUGUUACUGUUUGAACUGGUAGGUGAGCUGGAUGAGGUGCAUCCAAAUAUUACCGUCGAGUCGAUACAGCACUUAGGGGAAAACUAUGAAUCGGACGAUAAAUUGAAGCUGUUGAUGGGACUAUCGGUGUUGGAGAUGUGUCUGAUCAUUGCAAUGAAGCAUCAUUCAGAGAUUUACGAUCGAGAACCAUUCAACUUUGAGAUGAUUCUUACACGCUUCGGAAAGUGGGCCAACAGCAGCUCGAGCAUGAUGGGCAUCGAGCGGCCAGUUGUACUGAAAGCAUUCGAACACCUUAAGCAGUUGGAGUUUAUCGCACUGACUACGACUGGAAGCUUGUCGAAGGUGCAAAAAGAAUAUCAGGUACAUCAAUUGCUACUUACGCACGGACAAAUCCAUCAGGCGGUCCAGCGUAUGCAGCUUUUGCCUACCGAAGUAAGCCAAUGGGAACAGAGCUCACUCGUGUAA